AUGCCGCUUAUUUUUGUUCAUCAUCACAAAAAUGAAGUUACAGCUUUUAACACGGAGUGUACAAUAGGUUCACUCAAUACUGCUUUAGUGGAUUUAGCUAAUAACGGUGACAGCAACGGUACAAGCAAAUCUAACUUAGGUUCGCACUUUUCCGCCAUGGCCUUGCGCUCAAAAGCUAAUGACCGAAGCAGUCAGAUUACGCCUGUUGAGGAUUCUGGUAAGGAAAAAACGGGUUCUCUCAGCGCUUCGCCCCAUAUAUAUAAAAAAGUUGAGCUUUUGCCUCUUUCUUUUGUAUUGGAGAUUGCUUCAAAUCCGAAGCUUAUUGCUUCCCUAAAUAAGAGGAAUACCAGCAAUUGUGGGGCUAUGGCGCAUUCGGGAACCCCCUCGCAGGCAUUCGCAUCGAUAAGUCCUACGGAUGGAAAUAUUCAACCCUUUUCCGUAAACAACUUCGCCACAUCUUUAUUGUCAUCCUACGCUGCGAACAUUCCUUUUGUUGGAUUACGUACAGCUCCUGAACAGAGUGCCUAUUUUUCUUUACCAGGGCUCUGUGGAUCGACCCCAAGCAGCACUACCACAACAGACAUUGCUUCUGGAUCAUACCCUGCGUUAGUUCUUAUCGGUUGCCGCAUGGAUUCCUUGAAAGAGUCGGGUAGCUUGAAUCAUCUAGGCGGUUCGAACAUGCUGCCAGCAUUGGAUGACAGGAAGACCACUCCGCAAUCCGACUUUGACGAGCGUAAGUUAGGGAUCAAAUCCGGUAUCCAUGACAACCACAGCGCUCCUCGAUCGGCGCAGCAGAUUAGCCAACCACUACCGCCCUUUGUUUCUGGACAUCUGCAUGAUUCAAUGACCAUUAGCGCCACUCUCGAAUCGGCACUUGGUGCUGCUAAGUACGAUAGUGUAAUGGAGAUGGGUAGUGGCAUUACAGACAAAGCAUUGGAUCACGUGUCGUUCACUGGCAUACUGAAUUUAAUAAGGAAUGCCCAUUUAACCCCACAUUGGGGGUCAAAGGGUGUGCGUGAUGAUCCUCCAGUGCUCAUUACCCAUCCUAUCCUACCCACAUCUAAUGAAGGGACCAACAAUGCCGUGGAAACGGAUGCGGCUGAAGGCUUGGAAAAACAAGGGAGCUGUGUUAAUGAGGAUAAUAUUUCAACGCAGUCAAAAGCAUUAUCAACUGAAGAAGGAGCGACACCAGGGAGCAAAAUUAGAAACUCCUUACCUAACCCAAGCAUUGGAAAAGAGGCAAACAAAAGGAAAAGUGAGUUGACUCCUUCUGCGGCAGGUGCAGCGGGUAUUGGGGCCGGUGUGAAUGGUACUCCACCAAUUCCUUUUUCACGGGCUGUUCAGGAUCUUCUGUUGUGUCCUCAAAGGCCCACUUCCUCCCCGGCGCCAGUCUCGCAAUCCAAUAACCGAAGACUUUCUACACCUUCACACACGAGCGGCGGCAACGGUGCGGAGAAGCCCCAAUCUAUGGCGCUUUGGUUAAAAGGUGUUGAAAGUUUGGAUGUGUUGUGGACUAGUUCCAAUGGUGAGCAUGAAAUACUUUCUUGGCUAUUGCAGGAUUUCGUGCGAAUCGAAAAGCAAAAAAUGGCCGCCGACGGGGCAGCGCGAGUGGCAGCCUUACCAAUACGAAGACCAACUGUGCUUGCGUCUGGUGGCUCCGCAGAUCCCCCCAAAUCGAAGAAGUAG
Molecule: messenger RNA, 1686 nt
Organism: Phytomonas sp. Hart1
Lineage: Eukaryota; Euglenozoa; Kinetoplastea; Trypanosomatida; Trypanosomatidae
Source: the annotation of a GenBank genome assembly